ACUGCCGCAUCUCUUUUGUUGUUCGAAAAUCGAUAUCAAGUUGAGUUAAAGAUCGGUGUUCCUUUUGAAUGUACAUAUGUGUCUUCACAUCAUUUUCGUUCAUUUUUGUUUGGAUUUUCCGUUGAAAAAGUCAAAAUUUUUCUUGUUUAUAAAUUAGUGUGUGUCAAAAAGUAACUAAACAUUUAUUUGACGUAUUUGCGCGUUCCGUUGCCUAAACGCAUUGUUUAGUGCAUACGCGAUUAGUGCGAGCGAACGACGAACCUACUACGCCACGCACACGCUCCGCUCUCCACCAACAAUAACAGAGCAAACGGCUACGACGACAACGACGCCAAAUCGCGUUCGAAGAGUUUUAUUUGUUUGUUGCCCGCGAAUUCGAUUCAUUAUCAAUCUCGUACGCAGCAGGCAGCAUAGUGUCGGCCGGUGAUGCGUUUUAGUUCCGACGCGUCGUCAAACCGUCAUCACAGCUGAUAGCGAUGAAUCCAAAUCAACACAGUGGUCCCGGUCCACCGUCACCUAAAGCAAUCGCAACAGUUUCAAUGAAUUCAACGACAGGACAGCAUAACUCGUAUGUGGGAAUUGGUGUGAGUGGUGGUGUUGGUUACGGUGCGGUUGGCGUUGAUCAAGUUGACGCUUCGAUAAUGGCGGCAAAGACAUUUGCAACAAAGUGUGCAACAACAGCAACAACAACAGCCACAUAUGGCGGCAUGAAAAGUGCUUACGCGAGUGCAACACCCAAUCUGGGGACGAUGACAACAAUAACUACAACAACAGCAACAGCAACUAAUGGUAGUUGCAGCAGCGGCGUUAUAAGUGGUGGUGUUGGUGUUGGCGCUGACACGCCCUUUGCCAUGACAAAUGGGUGUGCCAACAACAAUAGCACUAUGAGCAGCGGCAGCAUUAGUAACAACAAUGCUGGCAACAAUCAUUCUUCGCCACCGCCCGUUGCGCGUACAAUCUCGUCAGAUCGUCUGGUGACGGGGCCUUCAUGCAAAGCACUCAGAACUGCGGUGUCAGCACUUUAUUCCGUUGAUGACUUUGUCAAGGAGAAAAUUGGCUCUGGAUUCUUCUCCGAAGUGUUUAAGGUGAUCAUCGUACAGCAAAUGUUUUGA
This is a messenger RNA of Rhagoletis zephyria (snowberry fruit fly), 1112 nucleotides long. Its product is annotated as probable serine/threonine-protein kinase MARK-A. The record is from RefSeq and is a predicted model, not a curated record. Gene Ontology annotation, biological process: actin cytoskeleton organization. Gene Ontology annotation, cellular component: nucleus; cytoplasm. Gene Ontology annotation, molecular function: protein serine/threonine kinase activity. NCBI's taxonomy places the organism in Eukaryota, Metazoa, Arthropoda, Insecta, Diptera, Tephritidae.